AUGGGCUAAUCAAAAUUAGGCCCAUAGAAUUCAGAUAAGUCAUUUUCAAUUAUUCGCUUUUAUUAAGAUAAAUAGUAUUAAUUUAGUGAAGACAUAAAUGAAGAGUUUCUAAACAAUGCCUUAAAUUUUAGUCAUUGGCAUUUUAUGAUUCAUGAAUCAUUAAUUGUAAAUGGAUAUUUAUUUUCAAAUUGCAAACUCACUUUAAAUUCAUCUUUUAAUCAUAACAAAUCUAGAAUUAUUUUACAAAAAGAAAAUAAAAUUUUAACUUUUUAACACGAAUUUGAAAGAGUGAGUAAUGAUUUUAGAUUUAAAUAAAAUUCUUAUAUAAAAAACACAACAAUAGAGGAAGUCAAUAUAAUUGAACUCUAUAGAUAAUUAAACCAAUAAAAUUAAGAAAAUAUUAUAUUAUUAGAUAGUUUUGGAACUGCUAAUUCAACAAUACAACCAUCUUUUAGAGGAAGAUAACAUAAUUAAAUAAAGAAAAUAUAAUAAUCGUCAGAUGAAGAAGAUUUUACAGAUUUUGAAGAUAAAAGUCAUUCUUCAAGUCCUUUUGUAAACAGAAUUCAAAAGAAUUAAAUUAGCUCAAAAUUCAAUAAACUUUUACCUUCUGAUAGUGAUAGUGGAUAAGAUAUUAACAAAUCAAAUAAUACUUAAAAAUAAUCUAAUUAUCAAGAAUCUCCUUUAUCAAUUACUAAUCAAUAAAAUAUGGAAGAUGAUAAAUAAGAAUAAGAGUUAGUUUAUUAAAUAAAUUCAGAAAUUAGAAAUUUGAAGAAUAAAAUAGAAUAGAAUAUAGGUCCUUCUUAUAAAAAUUUAGAUGUUUCAGAAGAAUAUACAACUAAUUAUUAAAAAUUAAUUGAAAAGUAGCGCAAUUAAAAAGUAUUAGUUAUGACAAUUCAUUUUAGGCCAUUUAUAUAUAAAGAAAUUCAUAAUAACAAUAAUAAAAUUAUGGAAAUAAAAAAUAAUCUUUAAACUCUACUGUUUUAAAUUAUAAAAUUGAAAAUCAAAAUUAAUAAUAAUUUAAUUAACUAUUUUCUUAAGAAAAAGUAUAUUAAAAACCUGAAUAGAUUAAAUUUAUUUCUGUAAAAAUAAACUCCAAUUUAUAAUUACCUCAAAAUUCUCAAAAAUCAAAGAUAUCAACAUCAAAAGAAACCUAAGUUCCAAUAUCAUCUGAAAAGUUAUUAAACUCUCCAAGAAGUUUUUAAUAAACAAGUAAUUUAAGCCACACUACUGGUUCAGAAUCAAAUUUAAAUUAUAAUACUUUAAAAUAAAAAAACCCCUAACCAUAACCAAUUAAUAUAAAAAUAGAUUUAAAAGCUAUGUCAAAAAAGCCAGGAUGA
Molecule: messenger RNA, 1337 nt
Organism: Paramecium sonneborni
Lineage: Eukaryota; Ciliophora; Oligohymenophorea; Peniculida; Parameciidae
Source: the annotation of a GenBank genome assembly